GUUUCAUGGAGACCUUUGACGUCGAGUAAAGAAAGCUUUUUCUUUUCUUUUUGCGACGGGAUUCCAUAAUUCUUCCUCCAAAGUUCUCCAACGCCACCAUAUAUAUAUUUCUUUUCCAACCUGCUUGAAUCGUACUUGGAUUUUCAUCCGGAAUUGCCGAUACCAUUCAUUACCCGAAGAAAAAAAGGUCUAGUUUCAAAACAAAGCGACUACAUCUCUUCUAGACGUCAAGAGAGAACGUAUCUUGUCUUGCCUCUGAAUGUCUUGGUCUGACAGAAUGAUGUUAUGAUUCAAAGUUUAUUACUCUGAAAUAUUCGAGGGAGCCAGAGCGCUCUAUGUCACGAUUGAUUGAUACCUAGAACGAACCUCAGAUCAGAGCAGACAUGAUCAAUAGAAUUUGAUAUUCGAUAUUCUAAUUGAUAAAUACUACAUCAAUUGAAUCACAUACACCAUUUCCUUCAGACUCGAUACCUACGUACAUCAUCGCAUCACAUUUCCAGUCCUUUCAAGUCUCACCCAAGCAUCUAUUCCACCAAAUCAUCGAGAGGCGUUGCGUUGCGUUGCGUUGCGCAUUGACGGAUACCCACAUCUUCUUCAUCCAUGUGUACCAAGUACUCGAUUCUUCACCACUCACUCACCUCCAGGAACGGAAACGGUAACGGUACUCCCUCUAACCGCCCUCGACACGAAAUUUGCAAUUAAGUCCAGUCACUGUGCGAGCAUGAUAUCUUCAUGCCCAUCGAUACACGCUCUAACUUCUCCUCUCUUCUCGCGCCAAUUUCCACCGAUACCUUCAUUCUCCAGAAGUCGUCGUUCAAUUUGCGAUUCAAGAGCUCUCCUGCGCAAAAUACCGAGGGGGGAAAUAUCCUUGCAACCAAGCUUAUAAUCUUGGGAGAUCUUUAUGCGCGCGAAUACGUAAUAAGCCGUCCAGCUUUCCACAUUCACCCUCGAUAUCGAUUGCGGAAUCAAUACCAAUAUCGACGACUAGUAAAAAGGCCAAUUCCUUGGAUUUGCGAGCAAGCCAAAGGAUCCAGCUCUCCUGUAUCCUUUCUUAUUAGCUCUACAAUAGCUGCUUGUUGUUGGUGUUGUUGUUGUUGUUGUUGAAGUGCUUUGAUUCAACUAGCCCAGCCUUCCUCUUUUUAACCUCUCUCGUUUAAAAAUAGCCCACCAUUCGUCCAACCUCUUAAUAUCUUAUUCACACCGAAAAACCUCCUUCUAUCUAUCUAUCGUCUUUCGACUCUUGAAAUUCACUUCUCUGUUUUUCACUUUUGGUCCUCCCUUCAAACCCUGGGAGGUACAAAGUCUCAGUCUCCAUCUCGACCUUCUUUCCAAACAACAACCUCAAAAACCAGCAACUUGCAACAAAAGCAACACCACCGAUAACUUUAGCAUCAGACCGCAUCCUUUCUCCUUCUAUCCUCUAAUCUUACUAGCUUCUCUUUAUUUUUACACUCAAGCAACGCUUCUCUACUUUAUCCCAUUUCGGGCAUUCUAUUGAGCAGCGUUCACCUUGUUUUCCUCUCGCCCAAAUUCAACAAAUCCAGCAGAGCUGACGCUCCCACCCGCCCCCAUAUCUAACGACCGUCACGAUACCCACGACCUUACCACACCGAAACCUGAACAGCGCCAGCAGCGAAGAACCCUUCGAAGAACUCACAUUGAAGCGGCUUCAACUGGAAUCUCUCCUUUACCUCAAAUCAAAUUCGCCCAUCGGCAAUCAAGUGAAGGCGACUUCACUCAUGACAUCGCAGACGAUCCCGAUACUGAACCUCAUCCAAUAAGUCCCUCUCCGGAACCGGAAAAAAGUCCUGCCUAUCCUCCACGUAUCGAUAAGCACACUGCGAGUGCCAUCCUUUAUACCCUUGAAGAAGCCUUGCGCCAACCCAAUCAAUUCACUCCAGAUUACAUCGAAGAGAACGCUUCAAUGUCAGAUAUGUUAGGAGGAGCCACGAGCUCGGCUAGUAAUGGCGCUAGACCUGUAGCUUCUGGUUCGCCCCAUAUUCGUGGCCCAAGAGAUAUUAUGAGAGAUAGGCAAGCUCGCGAAGCUCGAAAAGCAUCUGAAGCGUCGGAACAAAAAGCCCGAGCCGCCGAGCAAAAAAGAAACGAGGAAGAAUUAAUGCGGCAAGCAGAGAGAAGAGCAGCUGCUGGCGCUGCAGCACAAAGACUCGAAGAGCAAGGACAACCACGAAUUUCGAGCAAUUCCCAAAGGGUAGAUCGAAGAGCCACAGAUCGAGCAACAAGUGGCGGAGAGAGUAUCAGACCAGUCGAUCAACCCAUGCAAAGACGUGGCACGACAUCAAGAACUCCUACAGGCCCUGAAAUUGCACCUCUCAGAUUACCAAUGGCGCAUUCAAAACCCGCCGAGACUGGUCAAAGUCAACCAAAUCUAUCCACUGGAGCCGGUCCAGCUCAACCUGCGCCUUUAACCGUCCCUAGCCGUGAUGGCCCAACUCGAUCAUCAUUCCCGCAUGCAUUCGAGCGCUGGGAGACUCUCUCUGCGCAUUGGGAGGGUCUCACAAGUUUCUGGCUUCGCAGACUCGAAGAAAAUUCCUCAGAAAUCAAUCGCGAUCCAUUGUCACAGCAGCUAUCCCGACAAAAUACUGAUUUAUCAGCUGCUGGCGCCAACCUUUUCCAUGCUGUUGUCGAAUUACAACGUUUACGAGCUUCUUCUGAGCGCAAAUUCCAGAGAUGGUUUUUUGAGACAAGAGAACAGGAGGAACGUGCGACAGAGAACUUGGCAGUUAUGGCAAAACAAUUGGAGGAUGAACGUAAUUCCAGAGCUCAAGCUAUUCAGGACGCCGUUGAUGCAUCCAGGCGCAAAGAUCAUUCCGAUAAAGUGAUCUCCGAGUUGAAGAGAGAGUUGGAGAUUGCUAGAAGUGAGGCUCGUAGAGCAUGGGACGAACUUGGUCGUCGUGAGACGGAGGAACGCGAACGAACAAUCUCUUUGCGAGAAGGUCAGCCAACCUUGCUGGGUGGAGUCCAGGUUGUUCCAAUGAUCCAAGGUGUCCCAAGUCGUCACGGAAGCACAGCUGCUCGAGAUCUUCCACCAACGAGACAAGGAGGUCCUUCUGAUUCUGGAAGUGGAAGUGGAAGUGCGCGUACAGGCGGUCGAUUCGCAGAUCCCGAGAGUCCAGCUGGAUCAAAUGAAGCUUACCAACAAUAUCAGCGCUCUCAACGUGCAGAACCAGCUGAUCCAUUCAUUGACAAUGCUCGUCAGCGUCGAGGAGCUGCUACAACAUCCGCACCAUCUUCAUCUCAAGCACCAGCCGUACAACCUGCCUCACCAAGUUCUUAUUAUCAACAACCUGAAGGCCGUCCAAGUACUCAAACCGGCAGGACCGAAGGACAGUAUGAUGGAUCAAACAGUGAUGAGGAAUACGAGGUUGAUGGGCAAGGCAGAUACGUUCUCGACGCUGCUGGGAACAAAAUUCCAUACUCAAAUGACGAUUCUGAUGAUGACACGGCUGAGUAUGAGCACAGCCCUCGUCAACACCGUCAAGGUCGUGCUCCGGUCACUGGACCUCCCAUCCCAAUGGCUGGUGUUGAGUACGGACAAGGCCCAACAAAUAGCACAGCCGGCAACCCAACUUCUACUCCCGCUGCUUCAGCCGAUUACACAGGAUCUGGAUAUGGUGCCGGUGGCUCAGGUGCAGGUUGGGAGUCCUUUCCUCGUCAUCAUCAUCCAACUCGUCUCAGUGAUGUUUUGGAAGAAGAUGAGAGAAGCCGUACCAGUGCUAGCCAAGUCAGCCGACGUGAAUAGACGACGUACAAUGAUUAUAUCAUUGUGAUUUUUCAGUGGGUCACAGAGGAUCUGUCAUCACAUCAUUCUUAGUUCGGUUUCCUGGAUUUUUUUGGAUUUAUCUACACGAGAUGAAUUAUUUUAUCGAGAUAAUAAAACCCCUAGAAAGGGUACCCCAUAGGCGUACUUACUUCGUGGGAAUGGCGGCCUAUUUUUGCUUUAUUUCUGUUCAUUUUCCUAUCUAAUAGAAUAUCCCAGGAAAGAACAGAGUGGAUUAGUUCCCUGGGAGAUGCAUAUGCAUGGAACUGGCGUUGCAAAGGAGUUUUGGUACACUAAUUUCAGCGAAGAAGGAGCAUAUUCUAAUCGAUGCAUCAAGCAAGAGAAAGGGAGGCACCCUUUUAAUGUACCUCUGUAAGAUAGAGGAAGAAGCUGCAUAUAGUAUUCACUAGGAGUUACAAGAGCAGUAGAGAUAGUUAAUAAUGAAAGAAGAAUUAAUA
This is a messenger RNA of Botrytis cinerea B05.10, 4236 nucleotides long. RefSeq lists its product as hypothetical. Lineage: Eukaryota; Fungi; Ascomycota; Leotiomycetes; Helotiales; Sclerotiniaceae. The record is from RefSeq and is a predicted model, not a curated record. The coding region runs from base 1925 to 3760 and encodes 611 amino acids. The transcript has a single exon.